Molecule: messenger RNA, 699 nt
Organism: Talpa occidentalis (Iberian mole)
Lineage: Eukaryota; Metazoa; Chordata; Mammalia; Eulipotyphla; Talpidae
Gene: GLYCTK
Product: glycerate kinase
Biological process (GO): protein phosphorylation
Cellular component (GO): cytoplasm
Molecular function (GO): glycerate kinase activity
Source: RefSeq, a predicted model, not a curated record
AUGGCUGCAGCCCUGCAGGUCCUGCCCUGUUUGGCCCGAGCCUUCUUGCGCCAGCGGUUCUGGGGGAGUCCAGCAACCCGAAUGGCCAGUGGCAUGGCCCUACCAAAGCUGGCACGGCAGCUAUUUGAAAGCUCUGUGGGUGCUGUGCUGCCAGCCCCUGUUGCACCGGCACUAUCCUUCGAUCCUGAUAGUGGGCAGCUGAAGGUGCGGGACCGGAGCUUUCAACUGCGGCAAAACCUUUACCUGGUGGGCUUUGGUAAGGCUGUGCUGGGAAUGGCAGCUGCUGCUGAGGAGCUACUGGGCCAUCAUCUCGUACAGGGCGUGAUCAGCGUUCCCAGAGGGAUCCGUGCGACCUUGGAGCAUGCUGGCAAGCAGGAGAUGCUGUUGAAGCCACACAGCCGUAUCCAGGUAUUUGAGGGUGCAGAGCACAACCUGCCGGACCGUGAUGCACUACGGGCUGCACUAGCCAUCCAGCAGCUGGCCAGAGGUCUCACAGCUGAUGAUCUGCUGCUUGUGCUCAUCUCAGGUGGUGAGCCUGAUUCUGUCAGCGGUGGGGGACCCUCUGGAGUUCAUCGCCAGUGGACCCACUGUGGCCAGUGUCCACAGCGUGCAAGAUUCCCUGCACAUCCUCAAUCGCUACAACCUUCGUGCUGACUUGCCGCGUUCUGUGAAGACUGUGCUGGCUCAGGCCGACUCUGA